Gastrolobium bilobum is the source of this 1973-nucleotide messenger RNA. RefSeq names its product probable amino-acid acetyltransferase NAGS1, chloroplastic. The record is from RefSeq and is a predicted model, not a curated record. Lineage: Eukaryota; Viridiplantae; Streptophyta; Magnoliopsida; Fabales; Fabaceae. The transcript is spliced from 10 exons. Gene Ontology annotation, cellular component: cytoplasm. Gene Ontology annotation, molecular function: L-glutamate N-acetyltransferase activity, acting on acetyl-CoA as donor. Gene Ontology annotation, biological process: L-arginine biosynthetic process. Bases 13 to 1611 code for a protein of 532 amino acids.
GCGAAGAGUUGAAUGGGAGCGUGGUGGAAGACGAGAGCCACAGCUACAUGGAUGACAAGCAAUUCGUGCGUUGGUUUCGUGAGACAUGGCCUUACUUGUGGGCCCAUCGUGGUGCCACCUUCGUUCUCAUCAUUUCCGGAUAUAGCUUUCCUUCAUCACCUGGGAAUCCGGUUUGUUCUUGUUCCGGGGACCCAUGUGCAAAUUGACAAUCUUUUGCGUGAGAGAGGGAGCCAGCCUAAGUAUGUUGGUCCAUAUAGGAUAACGGAUGAUGAAUCUCUAGCAGCUGCAAUGGAAGCAGCUGGGAGAAUAAGAUUGAUGAUUGAAGCAAAGCUUUCUCCUGGACCCUCCAUUUGCAAUAUUCGUCGACAUGGUGACAAUAGUCGUUGGCAUGAUGUUGGUGUCAGUGUUGCCAGUGGUAACUUUCUUGCAGCCAAGAGAAGAGGUGUUGUCAAAGGAAUUGAUUAUGGGUCAACUGGGGAAGUUAAGAAAGUAGAUGUUUCUCGCAUGCGUGAGAGGCUUGAUGGCGGUUGUAUAGUUAUUUUAAGCAACUUGGGCUAUUCUAGCUCUGGAGAAGUAUUAAAUUGCAAUACCUAUGAAGUUGCAACAGCUUGUGCCUUGGCUAUAGGAGCAGACAAGCUUAUAUGCAUUAUAGAUGGUCCGAUACUUGACGAAAGUGGACGCCUUAUUCGUUUCUUGCCUCUUCAAGAAGCAGACAUGCUAAUUCGUAAACGGGUUGAGGAAAGUGAAACAGCUGCUAACUAUGUGAAAGCUGUUGAUGAAGAAGGUUUCAAUUCUCUUGGGUAUAAAAUUUUUAAUGGGGCAGUCCAUUCUCCACAGAAUGGAAAACCAUUUUCAGAAUGGCAUAAUGCAACCUUUCAUAAUGGCAUUGGUUUUGACAAUGGAAAUGGGCUAUGGUCUGGUGAGCAAGGUUUUGCCAUAGGAGGUCAGGAAUGGCUAAGUCGAAUGAAUGGUUACCUGUCAGAACUGGCGGCUGCAGCCUUCGUUUGCAGAGGUGGUGUUCAAAGAGUUCACUUGUUGGAUGGCACUAUUAGUGGAGUUCUAUUGUUGGAAUUGUUUAAGAGAGAUGGGAUGGGAACAAUGGUGGCUAGUGACCUUUAUGAAGGCACCCGAAUGGCUCAAGUAACAGAUAUUACUGGAAUAAAACAAAUUAUCCAGCCUUUGGAGGAGUCUGGCAUAUUGGUUAAGCGGACUGAUGAAGAGCUUCUUCAAUCGUUGGGUUCCUUCAUUGUUGUGGAAAGAGAAGGACAAAUAAUUGCUUGUGCUGCACUUUUUCCUUUCUUUGAGGAGAACUGUGCAGAGGUUGCUGCAAUUGCAGUAUCUCCUGAUUGCCGAGGCCAAGGACAGGGAGACAAGUUGCUUGAUUAUAUAGAGAAGAAGGCAUCAUCCGUUGGGUUCAAUAUGCUUUUCUUGCUUACUACUCGUACAGCAGAUUGGUUUGUGAGGCGGGGUUUUUCAGAAUGUUCAAUUGAUUCUAUACCUGAGAAGAAAAGGAAAACGAUUAAUCUGUCCCGAAAAUCCAAGUAUUAUAUGAAGAAGCUUCUACCUAAUAGGACUGGAAUUACUGCUGGUAGGAAAUUUACUUCCUGUUAGCGCUUUUCUUUUUCCCUCCUUACCAAUGGGGAAGUGUGAUUGGAUCAAAGGUAUUUAUUUGGCACUUCUGUAGACUGUUGGUAAUAAUCUCAUAAUUAUAUGGUAGCUGGAAAAUCAUUUGCUAUGACAAGCUCUCUUCCCCAUAUAGCAUUCAUUAUUUAUUGGUAGUAUUUUAUAUCCAGAUUUUGAGUUGUAUAUUUUUUUCCUCUUACCCCUAAUCAGUAAUGAAUAUUGAUCUGCCAGUGGUUACUAAUACAGGGACUAAUAGAUUUUUAUUUUAUUUUUGCAUUUUCUUAAAAUUAAGUGUAUUUCAUGUGUUUUAUAUUUUCAUGUAUCACCAUAGAAGAACGUUCAAAAUAGUA